Molecule: messenger RNA, 825 nt
Organism: Dictyostelium discoideum AX4
Lineage: Eukaryota; Evosea; Eumycetozoa; Dictyosteliales; Dictyosteliaceae
Product: calcium-binding EF-hand domain-containing protein
Exons: 4
Coding region: 1-825 (274 amino acids)
Source: RefSeq, a predicted model, not a curated record
AUGGGUAAUAAUCCUUCAAAGAAAUCAACAGCUUCAACACCUACAACUACAAAUAAAAAGAAAAAUGAACCAACUACAAAUACAGGCAAUGUAACAACCAAUAAUACACCAACUGCAACUCCACAAAAUAAUGUAGCUAUUAAACCUGAAACCAAUCAAACUAGCGUUAAUAAUGUUAAUAAUAAAGUAUCAAUAUCUAGUAAUAAUAGUAAUAGUAAUAAUAAUAAAAUAGAAGAUAAAGGAAAGAGAAUAGAAGACUUUUUCGAUAAAUAUAAGGACGAAGAUGAUAAUAAUGUAAUAGGACCAGAUGGUAUAACUAGAUUAUGUAAAGAUUUAGGAGUUGAACCAGAGGAUGUAGUUGUAUUAGUAUUGGCAUGGCAUUUAGGUGCAAAACAAAUGGGUUAUUUUUCAAAAGCAGAGUUUACACAAGGUCUUUCAAAGUUGAACAUCGAUUCUCUACAAAAGCUUCAACAACAUUUACCAACAUUUAAAAAGGAUUUGGAUAAUCCAAAUAAUUUCAAAGAUAUUUAUAGAUUCGCUUUCAUUUUUGCAAAAGAAAAUGAAAAUAAUAAAAUUUUAGAUUUAGAAAGUGCUUGUAGUAUGCUUCAAUUAGUUUUAGCCGAUAGAUAUCCACAUACUGAAAAAUUACAAGAAUUUUUAAUGCAACAAAAAAGUUAUAAAGUUUUAAAUAUGGACCAAUGGCUUUCAAUUUUAGAGUUUUCAAAAAUUAUUAAUGCAAAUUGUUCAAAUUAUGAUGAAAAUGGUGCAUGGCCCGUGCUUCUUGAUGAAUACUCUGAGUGGAGAAAGCAAACUGAUCCAAAAUAG